GCUCUAGCUAGGAGAUUCUGUAGUUGUGCGACAUAGUUACCAGCCCAACUCAAAUCAACUCGUCAAGGGAUGGGAGGGAAAGAGACUCUGAAAGACUUCAUUGUUGGAUCUGUACCAACUGUAAUCUGCAUACCUAACUUCAUUUCAGAUUCUGAAGAGACCAAUCUCCUCAAUAAUAUUUGUCAGGCGCCGAUAUCCAAGUGGAAAUCUUUGAAGAACAGAAGACUUCAGAACUGGGGAGGUGUCGUACAUGAGAAGGGGCUCCUACCACAGGACUUGCCUCCUUGGCUAACAAAGAUUACACAAAAAAUAUGUGAAGAGACAGAACUGUUUCCCUCAGCAAUCAAUCAUGUGCUCAUCAAUGAAUACCUCCCUGACCAAGGCAUCAUGCCGCAUCAAGAUGGGCCUGCUUAUUUUCCGGUAGUGGCAAUUGUGUCUCUUGGAUCUCCUGUUGUGAUGAACUUCACCCCACACACAAGAUUAAGAGAGUGUGCAAGCACAAUAAGAAAUAGUGAUGAAUAUUCAAUUCCUGAUAAAGCUGCUGAAGUUGGGACAGAUAAAUGGUUAGACAACAACAAUUCUUUUUCCGUCCUACUAAUGCCCCGUAGUUUGUUGAUCUUCAAGGAUAAUGCAUACUCAGAUUACUUGCACGGAAUAGCAGAUAGCAACUUGCACCAAGUAGAUGAGGCUGUGAAUGUUUUUGAAUCUUUAAAACAUCAUGUCCAAGAUCAUCCACCGUUGAAGACUGAGGGAACAGAAACUGAAAUCACCGAACAGUUCAAGAUUAUUCACAGAACUACCACGAGAGUCUCAUUAACAUGCCGAUUAGUUUUAAAGGUUCACAAGAAUCUCUUCAAGUUUUAGGGUAUUUAAUCUUAUCACAGGGUUCGUCGUGUCUGCUCAACCUUAUAUUGGUCCUAUAGAAUUUGGCAAUUACAUUGCGACAAACUGAUGGGAGAACCGGGAUUAGUGAAACUCAACAUCUAGCCUAUUUAGAAGUUUGGAUAUUGAUACUGUUGACCCUGGAGGCAGCAGAUCUUCAUGCAGACAGGGUAGCGUCCAAAGAUCAUGAACUGAUGGCAUGUGUUUUAUUAUCCUCAAGUCUGAUCAGUUUCUACAGCAGUCAUUGUCAUUCUGAUAUAGUGUUCAA
This is a messenger RNA of Telopea speciosissima, 1150 nucleotides long. RefSeq names its product alpha-ketoglutarate-dependent dioxygenase alkB homolog 6. The transcript is spliced from 7 exons. The coding region runs from base 70 to 864 and encodes 264 amino acids. The record is from RefSeq and is a predicted model, not a curated record. NCBI's taxonomy places the organism in Eukaryota, Viridiplantae, Streptophyta, Magnoliopsida, Proteales, Proteaceae.